Molecule: messenger RNA, 1706 nt
Organism: Xylona heveae TC161
Lineage: Eukaryota; Fungi; Ascomycota; Xylonomycetes; Xylonales; Xylonaceae
Product: cystathionine gamma-lyase
Exons: 3
Coding region: 140-1381 (413 amino acids)
Biological process (GO): transsulfuration
Cellular component (GO): cytoplasm
Molecular function (GO): cystathionine gamma-lyase activity; pyridoxal phosphate binding
Source: RefSeq, a predicted model, not a curated record
CAAGAAGAUGCCCCUAUUACCUUGAAGCUGUCACGCAAGAAAGAACAUCAAGUACAACUCAUCACGUCGUAAUUGCCAGUGUCCCAAAAAGUCGAAACUCAUCGGAAAACCCGGCUGGCAAACUAUCACUGUUGUCAAAAUGGACCAGAGUCGUUCGAAAUCCCCAAGUUUUGCCACACGAGCUGUCCAUACCGGUCUGCCCCGAGAUGUUAGUACAGGAGCACUAUCUGAACCAAUCUACCUCACGACAACCUUCACUCAAGACCAAAUUGGCGUUCCCAAGGGACCUUAUGUAUACUCCCGCUCUGCGAACCCUAACCGGGAGAGUUUCGAGCGCGCCAUUGCCGACCUCGAGGCAUCCAAAUAUGCAGUUGCAUAUGCGUCUGGGAUCGCUGCAACUGCAGCAGUCCUGCAGACUUUGGCAGCAAACUCCCACAUCAUCUCCAUAGCGGGCCUGUAUGGCGGCACGCAUCGAUACCUGAGCCAUCUCGCUCCCGCGUAUGGGAUCAGUGUUAGCUACACUGACAAUAUCGAGGCGGAGGUUGAGCAGCUUAUUAUUCUCCAAAACGACAGAAACAACAGCAACAGCAACAGCAACAACAGCAAGCCCAAGACCACUUCUCUCGUGUGGAUUGAAACACCGAGCAAUCCUCUCCUUAGGCUGGUCGACAUCGAGGCCGUUGCCAGCGUUGCACACCGACAUGGCUGCCUAGUAGUUGUGGACAAUACGUUUCUGUCGCCGUAUAUCCAGAACCCACUCAAGCAUGGUGCAGAUAUCGUGCUCCAUUCCGUCACGAAAUACAUUAACGGUCACAGCGACGUACUUAUGGGCGCACUCGCGCUCAAUUCCGACGACUUGAAAAGGAAACUCUCCUUUUACCAGAACGCUGCCGGGGGCGUACCCAGCCCGUUCGACUGCUGGCUUGCGCAUCGGGGUCUGAAGACACUGCAUCUUCGCGCUCAUGCCGCUUCAGCAAAUGCAAAGAUUCUAGCAUCGGCUCUCGAGUCGUCUCCUCGCGUUGUGGCGGUGCAUUACCCUGGAUUGGACUCUCACUCGCAGCGCCAAGUGGCGAUUAAACAGCACCGCGAGGGUCUAGGUGGAGGUAUGAUUUCGUUCCGCAUCAAAGGCGGCAGGGAAGCAGCGGAGACAUUUUGCACGCAGACAAGGCUCUUUGCGCUAGCGGAAAGUCUGGGUGGAGUCGAGAGUCUGUGUGAAGUCCCCGCGAGCAUGACACAUACCGGCAUGCCCAGAGCCGAUAGGGAAGCUGCGGGGAUUUACGAUGAUUUGAUCCGCAUCAGCGUCGGGAUUGAAGGCGCAGAAGACCUUUUGGAUGAUUUGAAGCAGGCGCUAGCUGUUGCGGUUCCUGAAAAGGAGUAUUAAUAUCUCUACCAUGGAGGAGAGAACCUAAGUCAGUCAGGCACGUACCCCAGGCAGCGACACAAAAAGCCCACUGGGAAACGAGGUUCACUGGUCGGCAUGGCCGCAUGGCACUGGAACAGGCUUGUUUUACAUGGACACUUAUAUGAGAGCAGAAAUGCUGGGCGAAAAAGUUACAGUUUUUGUGUAGAUGAGGGUCUUCAUCGUGUUUGUACUCCGUAGUCAUUGUAGCUUAUCCAAAUGAUAAAUCCUCAGUGGAUGAGCAGAUGUCUCCAUAUAGAUUGAAAUUCACAAGUAAAUAAAGGUAGUAGAGAGAAUGGAUGGACGU